ACACUGGGAGUUCUCAGAGUGUCACCCGGGGUCAUGCAGUAACCACUUGUAUAUAUGUUACACAUAUCACACUACCAGGAAAAGUACAUGCAGGUAUAUAAACGUAGCGCUGUGGCAGAGCAGACAUCAUUUGCCAGCCAUGGAGCUCCAGAGCGCCGUCAAACUGCUGAUCGUCGGCCAGGCGCUGACUCUGGCCGCUGUUGCCGGAGAGGAGGUGUUUGACAGCGAAACCAACAUCACGUCGAUAACCUACUCGGCCUCGGAGCUUCGUCCGAUUCUGUUCGACGUCGGAGACGACAGCAUCAAGGUCAAUCUCCAGGGCUGCACGCACCGCAACAACCUCGUCUGCUGCUUCAACCGGCCUAUGCUGGAGAACCUGCCGGCGCCGCGGCUCUGCUCCUCCUUCCUCUCUGCGAGCUGCUGCUACAUGCUGCCGGGCCGCGACAAGUACCCGCGGCUGCCGGCUGACCUGGUGCCGCUGCUGCCGACUCUGACACAGAGCGGCCAGUGCGAGCAGCGCAGGCGCGGCCGGCGCGUGCUGCACUGCUGCCGCGGCGCCGAGCCCUCCGACCCGAACCCGUCCGGGCGCGCGGCGCGCAUCUGCAGUGAUGUGGGCGACAUGCGCUGCUGCUACCACCCGUUCGCCGGUCACCGGAUGACCUCAGUGCUGCAGGCUGCCGAGGACGAGUUCAGGGGAGUGUUCGGGGUGAAGCUGGUGAACCACGCACCCCCGCGCGGAGAUCGCCUGGCGUACACGAUCGACAGGCUCCGUAAGCUGAGGGCCCGCACGCAAGCUGCGAGGGACAUCAUCGGAUAAAUGACAUUUACGCACACAUGCGGUCUUUUGCAUGGCAACAUUUUUUGCCCUUACUGGCUUAUUAGUCGCCAAGUACAUGUGAUCACAGAUGUUUUUGUGAUAUGUAUGCUGUAUGCAUUAUUUCCCUAAUUACUUAUUUUGCAAGUUUAUUAUGUGUGCCCUAUAGCAUGCAUGCGAUACGGCCUGAUGAGAAUGCAUUUGAUCGUGUCGUUCACAUUGAGAAGAUGAGCUUUAUUCAAGAUUUGCAAUAAAUGAAGUGGUAACGUCACAAA
This is a messenger RNA of Amphibalanus amphitrite, 1089 nucleotides long. RefSeq lists its product as uncharacterized. The transcript is spliced from 2 exons. Bases 140 to 817 code for a protein of 225 amino acids. The record is from RefSeq and is a predicted model, not a curated record. Lineage: Eukaryota; Metazoa; Arthropoda; Thecostraca; Balanomorpha; Balanidae.